Messenger RNA from Saccharomyces eubayanus, 612 nucleotides. It is a transcript of the gene VPS25, whose product is annotated as ESCRT-II subunit protein VPS25. The record is from RefSeq and is a predicted model, not a curated record. Gene Ontology annotation, molecular function: structural molecule activity; protein homodimerization activity. The coding region runs from base 1 to 612 and encodes 203 amino acids. Gene Ontology annotation, cellular component: ESCRT II complex. The transcript has a single exon. NCBI's taxonomy places the organism in Eukaryota, Fungi, Ascomycota, Saccharomycetes, Saccharomycetales, Saccharomycetaceae. Gene Ontology annotation, biological process: protein transport to vacuole involved in ubiquitin-dependent protein catabolic process via the multivesicular body sorting pathway.
AUGAUGGCUUCAUUACCUCCAGUGUAUUCAUUCCCGCCGCUUUACACACGGCAGCCCAAUUCUUUAACGAGAAGACAACAGCUAAGUACGUGGAUAGAUAUCAUAUCACAAUAUUGUAAGAGCAAAAAAAUCUGGUACAUGUCAGCCGAUGGCACUGUGAUCGAUGACGACAGAUCAGAAAAUGGGAAAACAGAUAACGAAGAUUCGAAAAAAGUCGGUAAGAACCUUUUCAAUAACGAAGAAAUUCAAAGAUCUGUAUCGCAGGUAUUUAUCGAUGAAAUUUGGUCACAAAUGGUGAAAGAAGGCAAGUGUUUACCUAUUGACCAAAGUGGUAGGAAAAGUAACAAUACCACAACUACGAGAUAUUUCAUACUGUGGAAAAACUUGGACAACUGGGCUUCAUUGAUAUUGCAGUGGUUCGAAGACUCCGGGAAGCUGAACCAAGUCAUUACGUUAUACGAAUUGAGCGAAAGUGAUGAGACUUUAAGUUGGGAAUUCCACGGUAUGCCGGAAAACUUGUUAUAUUAUUCUUUGAAGCCAUUGUGUGAUAGAAACAGGGCUACGAUGCUUAAGGAUGAAAAUGGCAAAGUAAUUGCCAUUAAAGUUGUUUAG